This is a messenger RNA of Xenopus tropicalis (tropical clawed frog), 2319 nucleotides long. It is a transcript of the gene dusp5, whose product is annotated as dual specificity phosphatase 5. The record is from RefSeq and is marked provisional. NCBI's taxonomy places the organism in Eukaryota, Metazoa, Chordata, Amphibia, Anura, Pipidae. Gene Ontology annotation, molecular function: protein tyrosine phosphatase activity; protein tyrosine/serine/threonine phosphatase activity; protein serine/threonine phosphatase activity. Gene Ontology annotation, cellular component: nucleus.
CGCUGCCGCCAACAUGAAGGUCUCGGCCAUAGAGUCCCGCCGGCUGCACCGGCUCCUCAGGAGCGACUCGCCCCGCUGCUUGGUGCUGGACUGCCGGCCCUACCUGCCCUUCUCGGCUUCCAGCGUUCGGGGCUCUCUCAACGUCAACCUCAACUCGGUGGUACUGCGCAGGGUUCGGGGGGGCCCGGCCCCGCUGCAUUUCGUGGUACCGGAGGAGGGGGCCCGGGCCCGGCUCAGGGAUGGGCAGGUGUCGGUACUGGUGGUUCUGGAUGAGCGGAGCCAGAGGUGGCAGAAGCUGAAGAAGGAAAGUACCGCUCGGAUAGUGUUAAACACCCUGGGGAGCCUGCCCUUGGGGCCCCGCAUCUGCUUCCUAAAGGGGGGGUACGAGUCAUUUCGGGCGGAAUACCCAGAAUGCUGCAUUGAUCAGAACCAGAGCGCUGAGGAGGAGAAUGAGACGGAGAGAAACCCCCGGCUGGGUGACAGACUGACUUCCUUCCCCAAACCGUCGUAUGACCAGGGCAGCCCUGUUGAGAUCCUUCCGUUCCUCUAUCUCGGCAGCGCCUACCAUGCUUCCCGGUGCGAGUUCCUGGCCAAUCUGCACAUCACCGCCUUACUCAACGUCUCCCGGAAGAGCUCGUCGGACUUGUGUAAGGAGCAGUACAGUUACAAGUGGAUUCCGGUGGAAGAUAACCACACGGCGGAUAUCAGCAGCCACUUUCAGGAGGCCAUCGACUUUAUCGAUACUAUAAAACGAGCAGGAGGUCGGGUCCUUGUCCACUGUGAGGCGGGUAUCUCCAGGUCUCCUACCAUUUGCAUGGCCUACCUCAUGAAGACCAGAAGGUUUCGCCUAGAGGAAGCCUUUGAAUACAUUAAGCAGCGGAGGAGCCUGAUCUCCCCCAACUUCAGCUUCAUGGGGCAGCUGCUGCACUACGAGUCGGAGAUCUUCCCUUCCAAAGUCCUCGCCCCCGUCGUUUCUUGCAAAAGGGACUCCGUCUCCUUCUUUUCCGACGAACUCAAUAUCGGAAAGAGUUACGAGGGCUCUUGUUUCACUUUCCCCACGUCCGUGUUGUCCCCCGUUCCCCUCAGGUCCCCGGUGCACCAACUCAAACUGAGUCCUAUCACGGCGACGUCUUCCUGCUGAGAUUUCCAUUCGAUUUUGCUGCUUCACGAUGAAAGACUCUGGGGUGGAACGGAGUUUCUACGUGCAAUAUAAAGCGGACUGGUCUCGUUUCCAUGCCUGUAAAUAAGGAGAACGCCAGUCACAUUUGAACCGACACCGAAAUUGCACCCGAUGCUUUAAGGACACUCGAGCCCUUAUACAAACCAAAGCUCUGUCUCUGCAGGGUACAACAGAACUGGACUGACCCAAAUCUGGCUGAAUUCUACACAAUAGUGUGUAGCUCUUUAUUGGCCGGCAGAAUGAAUGCAAGAUCUCCGCACUCGUCUUCGCCCUAAAGGAGUAAAAUACAGUUUUACCAGGACUGUCGGUAGUGUGGGGGUGUUGCCUAUGGGUCUGUAUUGUGGCCUAAACAUAAGCGUUGGGGUGGUGAGCGCUAGAAUGGGUGCCCCCUGGCACAAGUCGGUAGCCAUAUUAGGCUAACAUUGCUAUGAAUAAAUAAGUUAUAUUCAGGGAAAAUAUAUGAAGUUUCUUUGCUUCCACAAGUGAAAAAUUGGGUCAUGGGUUUUAUUAUGCAUGUCCUGUGUAUAUAUGGAACUCAACUGGCACCCAUAUCCCAUAAUCCACCCUGUGCCAACAACCUACCUACACUAUAACCUUACCCUAUCCCUUCCUACAACUGUGCCAUGUACACAGCCAAUGGAGUAGCCUGUUGCAUCCCUCACAAAAAGGGCGUUGGGUACCAUCUACCUGGAACUGCACCAACAUAUUCCCCCCCACAGUCCAAUAUACCCCAAAGCAGCCCAUUUCUACUUAAUGCUGUAUAACCUCAAUACACAUCUGAUCUCCAAUGAACCUCAUGCAUGUAUGUUUCUAUCUCUUUGCCGCACAAUCAAACCAAAACCCACAGAGCUGUUAUAGGUGAAGCCAUCCUACGUGGCCAGGGGUUUGGUAUAUUGACUGGGAGAUACUAAGAGGCCCGUUGCAGGGCUGAAAUCUUUAACACUGGAUUAUUUGCUGGAAACGCGUACAAAGCAAUUGCAUUAGCCGUCAUUCCUGAGAGCCGGCGCCCCCGCUGGUCCUUCGCAUUGUACAAGGCAAUAAAUUACUGCUAAAUGUUUGUGCGUGUGUAUAUACAUAUAUAUAUAUAUGGUUUCAUGUUUAUUUUUUAUUGUGCCAAUAAAGCGUUUUUAUAUAUAAAA